Orycteropus afer afer is the source of this 825-nucleotide messenger RNA. The record is from RefSeq and is a predicted model, not a curated record. Lineage: Eukaryota; Metazoa; Chordata; Mammalia; Tubulidentata; Orycteropodidae.
AUGAGGGCCACAGCACUCGCCUUGAGCCCCAACUCCCGGCGAGAGACAUGCCGUCAGACCAGCAAGGAUGAGGAGGCCGUCAUGGACUCGUCAAGGCCCAGAGCUCAGCAGGUCCAGGUGACUCUGGGUGUUCCAUCCUGGGGGGGACCCCUGUCCAUCUGGGGACCUGUGACACUGAGCUUCAGCCUGCCAGGGGUGGAGUACAGCGUGUGGCCAGGGAAGGAUGGGCCAGAGGAGGCAGCAGGAGAGCUGUGGGAGGGCCCAGCCACAGCAGAGGAAGUGGGGGCCACGAGGACCCUGGAGCAGAGCAAGUGGGGGCCCACAAAGACCCUAGAGCAGGGCAGCACAGGCCAACAGUUUUCUGGGAAGCCCAAUGUGGCAGCUGGAGUGUCCCUGGUGCGUUCGAGAAAAGGCUGCAGGCACGAGGCCUCGCUGCGCACAGAGCACUCUCUCAGGAGUCCCAACAGCCCAGAAGCCAGUCUGGAGGGUCGGGGGGUGCCCAGAGAGAAGGGCUGGACAGGGUCCUGGCAGGACGGGCAAGGCCCCGCCUCUCAGAGCCUACCUCUGUUCUCAACCCUAGACAUCGCCUGCAGGGACAGCACCGCCACCAUUAGAGCGCCCAGGCGGCCUACACCCCGAGGCAGCAGCUCCCUGUUCCUGAGACUCACCCUGUGUGCCCUGUUCGUGGUGGCCUUGGGCCUGUGCUGUGGCCGCACCAAGCCCGUCAUGCUGGCCCUCGAGGACCUCCGUGCCAGGGUCCUGGUCCUCGCGCUGCGCCUGCGGCAUGCAGUCCUCACCUGCUGGCGCUCCCUCCUGCAACUCUGA